CGGAGAAUGGGGCUGGACUUUCAGUCAGACAUCAGGAUCCUGACGCUUGACCUCCUGCCCAAGACUACUGAGUACCACGGGGGUGACCUUUUAGCACUACGUCUGUUGCUUCCCUUUCUUUUUAUGUGGCUGGCUGUCUUCACGUCAAAAUGGAUGGUUGAUGACGGCUUGUUGAAGUAUAAGUACUCCAUGACCCUGAUUGGCCUGAGCAGUACCGUCUACGUCAUGAACUGGCUGAUCGUCCGGUGCUUCAUGGGGACGUUCCCGACCUGCAUUGCGGCCUUCCAACUGACCCAUAAUAGAGCCAACGGCCCUAUUUUCGACUACGACCCCAUUUUGAUCUUUAUUUGGCUGAUGAUUACCAACGUAAACACGGUGUCUUUAGGUUUUGCCAUGUCCGUCGUAUUUCAAAGAGCAUGGUUUCCUACAACUAUGGCCGUGCUGACCUACCUGACGAUGUGUUUUGUAGCAACCUUUAUCAACCUAGUCAGGUCCCCACUACUGUCAAACUUGUUCGGUGUUUUUAUCUACUACACCGGUGUGGGGGUCUGUCUGGAGGCAAUGAUUGAGAAGAAAUACGGCCGUGAGGAGGAGACUACUCAGAAAAUUCCCGACAACCCAGACGAUUUCAUAUACCACUUCUCGUUCCUGCACGGGAUAACAAUGAUGAUCCUGAACACAAUCUUCAACGCCCUCUUAACGGGCUACCUAGUGGUCAUCUUACCCGAGGAUCAAGGCAAGCAGAAGUCUAUAUUUCACCUGUUCCAGUUCUGGUUCAAGCGAAAGACCCCCGUACUCCCAGAACCCCAUACCCAACACCCAAAGUGUAUUCAGAAAUCGACGCCAACCGAGACGGAGCUAAUCAAUGUCCGAAACUUAAUGAAGGUGUAUGACAAUGACGUCGUUCUUAGAGGAAUCAAUCUCAAUAUAAUUCAAGGCCAAACAACCGCUAUAGUGGGAGUUCUAGGAAGCGGAAAAUCAACGCUACUCUCUAUACUAUUAGGCUUGACCCCAGCUUCCUUUGGGGCAGUCUACAUAGACGGGGUUGACAUCACUAAAGACCUGUCCAGAAUCAGGUACGGGAACUUCUCGACCUGUCCACAAGAAAAUAUUUUCUUCCCAAAGUUGACGUGUCUGGAACACCUCACCUUUUUCUAUCAGCUACAGCACGAGUACACGAGCUACAUUGUAGCAGAGCUACAACACUUGCUCCAGCACGUGGGGCUGGAGGGGCGAGAACACUUGUACCCCACUAAACUCAAUUUAGGACAGAAAAGGAAACUCUCCAUUGCAAGCGCGUUUGCUGUGGAUAAAAAGAUAAUAUUUAUCGAUGAACCGACAUGUGGUAUCGAUCAUAAGGCCAGACGAGACAUUUGGAGGUUCCUGAAGACAGCCCAGAGCGGGAAGACUAUCAUCGUGGCUACGAACAGCAUGACGGAAGCCGGCAGGCUGGGUGACAGGAUCGCUGUCAUGAAGCACGGGGUCAUCCAGAGCUGUGGCACCACGACUUUCCUAGAUACUCUCUAUGGGACAGGCUAUACCCUCACCCUGGUGAAAGGUCCGAUGUUUAAUGAGGAGCUGAUAUACAAUAUUGUCAAACAUUGGCUGGAAGAAGCGUGCUUAAAAGAGGUCACCCUGACCAAGAUGAGGUUCCACCUGCCGGUCAAGAACUGCGGCCAGUUCCCUCGUCUCAUGGCAGCACUGCAAGAGAUCCUGGACAACCUGAUCAUCGACUCCAAGGAGAUAUCGGCAUUCACGUUUGAAGAAAUCUUACAGAGGGUCAACGAAGGCAUGUUACCAUCCAGCUCCGUCCCAAACCCCAAACCUCUACCGGAAUACGCAACGUCCCAGUUAAACAUUAAAUUUUCCGUCAACGACGUGGCGAACGAUUGCAAAAGAAGAAUAUCUCCAUCGCUGAGCAAAAGUCUGGACACGUACAUCAAAUCAUUCCUGACCGCUGAACCGGAAAAGGCGCCCCGCGAGCCGAGGGAGAGCUUAGAUUUUAACGAGUCUUCCCUGAAGUCGGAACAGGAAUUCAACCCGUCUACCCUGAACCGAAAGUCAGACACGGAAUUUAACCCGUCUUCCACGAUCCCAAAGUCGGACACGGAACUUCGCCACCUUUCCGUACACUGGAAGCUAGACACGGAUUUUAACGAAUCUUCCAUAAACCGAAAUACGGAGACGGAACUUAACCAGUCUAUCGUAAAAAGGAAGCUAGACGCGGAUUUUAAAAUGUCUUCCCUGAACCGAAAGUUGGACACGGAGUCCAAAGAAUAUUCCGUCAACCGGAAGUCGGACACGGAAUCAAACCAGUCUUCCCUGAACCGGAAGUCGGAAACAUAUUCCAAACAAUAUUCCGUCAACCGGAAGUUGGACACGGAAUCAAACCAGUCUUCCCUGAACCGGAAGUCGGAAACAUAUUCCAAACAAUAUUCCGUCAACCGGAAUUCAGACACAGAUUUUAACCAAUCUUCCCUGAAACGGAAGUCAGACACAGAUUUCAACCAGUCUUCCAUGAGUAACAGAUCAGAAACAGAUUUCAACCAGUCUUCCCUGCUGAAAAAGAGUCUCCGGUCAGCCUCCGAGUACAAAGCAGACGACUUCUCGCUGGUGGCCAACACCCGGAAGUCGUUCUUCAGCCAAGCGUACGCCAGUGAGCUCCUCCACCUCGACAGGGCGUUUUCGGAGACACUGAUCGACAAAACAGAAUUUGACUUUCACAUGCUCAACGAAGAGAAACACGAAGGUAUCCACCUGUUCUUCCAGCAAAUGAAAGCCAUAUUCAUCAAAAAGUGGAUUAUCUUCAAACGUAACAUCCUACUGACCUACAGGAUUAUAACCUUUCACAUAGCUCUAAUCUGCGUUGGCCUGGUCGUAGUUUUACUGACCACGCCCGAGCAAGAAGCGUUAACUGAGUUGAACUUUGAAAACGUACGCGCUAAAGCCACGAUCGUCCUUCGAAGACCUACCUUGAAAACAGAACCCAUAUUUUCAUAUUUCGUCUCCUGUUUGCCGGAGAGGUUUGAUAGGAUUCUAGUAGGCCAAAGAGAGAACUUUACAGAUGUACUUAACGCGUGGAUGGAGGUAAAGCAAGAUAAAGACAAGCCGCACUUGGUGCUUGGCGUGGAACUGCGCGCGCCGCCUGAGUACUCACGCCUGUACAGUGCUAGCUGCCACACCUUCAGUCGGGCUAUAGCGCUCCAGUGUCUACUCAACGCCCACAUGCAGCUGUACUUUGGGAGUGACCACACCAUCACGACCUACGUCCGAACGUUCGUAUCCCACGAGAGGGGAACACACUACCACAUAGACCUGCAGUUCCCUGUGGCCCUGAGGAACAUGUACCUCUCAGCCUGGACAAUCAGCAUCGCUGUGUGGGUUGUUGAAUCUUUCUUCCUCAGCAAAGUUGUCUACGAAUGUUGUUUGGGCUUCAAACAUCUACAAUAUAUCAGCGGCAUUCAUGCGUGUCGCUACUGGCUGACGCACUUCCUGUUCGACUUCCUGCUCUGCCUGCUGAUUGUCAUGGUCCAGUCGGCCUGCGCCCUGAUACACCCAGCCAUGCAUGGCCCCAGCAUCGUCCAUCUGGCAGUGGUCCUGGUCAUGUUCAUGUUCAGCAUCCUGCCUUACUUGUAUAUGCUUCAGGGUGUUUUUAAAGGGCCCGAGGUCGCUUUGUUGCAAACCUUUGGUGUUCUUCAGCGCGUCUAA
Physella acuta is the source of this 3708-nucleotide messenger RNA. RefSeq names its product phospholipid-transporting ATPase ABCA3-like. Lineage: Eukaryota; Metazoa; Mollusca; Gastropoda; Physidae. Gene Ontology annotation, biological process: transmembrane transport; lipid transport. Gene Ontology annotation, cellular component: membrane; intracellular membrane-bounded organelle. The record is from RefSeq and is a predicted model, not a curated record. Gene Ontology annotation, molecular function: lipid carrier activity; ABC-type transporter activity; ATP binding.